Meloidogyne enterolobii is the source of this 504-nucleotide messenger RNA. The record is from the annotation of a GenBank genome assembly. NCBI's taxonomy places the organism in Eukaryota, Metazoa, Nematoda, Chromadorea, Rhabditida, Meloidogynidae.
CUGUCAGGAGGGAAGGGAUUGUUGCUAAAUUUAUCUCCAAAAAUCAGAAAAAAAUUCCAAAUAAUUUUCCCAUUAAAAAAUAAAUUAAUCAUCCUUCUAAAAAUGCUAAUUAGAAUAUUAUUAAUAUUUAAUUUCGUUUCAAUCAGCCACUCGACUUAUGGCUAUGGAGGAAAUUAUUGGCCAAAAACUCAAAUAUAUCCCUUGGCAAAAGCAAACAAUCAACCGGACGAUUAUUGGGACGAAUUUGAAGAAACUCCGAACGAAUUUGGCGAUUACGGAUUAAAAAAAUUAUUUGAAGAUGAGUAUGGAAGGGAAGAAAAAAUAGAAGAAAAUCCAAAAGCUAAAUUUUGGAGUGAAGCUAUUGGGCCUUUUCUGUAUACCUUUGAUAAUAAAAUGGAUGGAAGAAGUGGAGAAAAUAUUUGGAAUAAAGCAUUGGAAAAAAUUAAUUUGUUAAGAAGGCAAAAAUUGGGAAAUACUUUUAGUCGACUGGUGAGAGAAAAUUAA